AUGGAGUUGGCAGUCCAAGAGUCCAAUCUCUUUGAGAAAGAAGGGGAGUUACAUGAAGUUUGGGAUCCAUUAAUUAUGGAUUUAAUGCAAAGACGGCUUGAUGGUGCACAUACCAACGUGAGAUAUAGUGCUUGGUGGGGUCAUGAUUAUUUUUUCGAGGAAGACUCUAACGGAUAUAGCAAUAGGAGAUUAAAGAAUGCUAAAGAGGCUAGAGAUGUUAAUUCAAACUUAGAUUUGAUGAUUGUCCAAUUCAUAGGCCUAAGUGGGGGGAGGCCCAUUGUGACUAUGUUCAGGUGCCAGAUUAGUGACCCAAAAGAGGAUUUUAUCAACUCCCUUGAAGAGGCAGUGGCCACAAACAUAUGCAAAGAAGCGGGUAUGGUGUUUGAUGGAGUGGAUGAUGAUGUGCUACUGGCGUCUCUCAUGGACAAGAGACAGCAAAAGUGCCGAAGAAUGUAUGGUCUUAGAAAACGGGAAAAGAAGGGAACGACAUCUCUAGUUGCUCCAAGACGGGCUGAUCGAAGCGUCUUCAAAGGAGAUAGAUGGCUGGCUAUUCUGGAUUUUGUUAAUGAAAUAAAAAGGAUGAGGUUGAUUUGUGUGGUGCAUGGAGCCCAUGAUAAAGCGGAGAAAUUGAAGCUAUGGUAUGAGUUAUCCGAUUUGAGAACAACGUGUCGUGCUGCUAUGGUGAUUGGAGGAGACUUCAAUGAUAUUUUGAAACCUAAGGAAAGAUUGGGGUGUAAAGUGCUGUCACAGAGUGGUUGUAAGUUUAAAGCGUGGGUUGAAAAUAUGGAGUUAGUGGAGUUAGAGCUAAGUGGAAGGAAGUAUACAUGGUAUGGGGGUAGAAGGUGCAGCAGGAUUGAUAGGGUGUUUGUUGAUAAUGAAUGCUUUGUUUCAGUGGUUAAAGGUGAGUGGUGCAGUAUGAACGGGUCUGAUGUAUUGCAAAAAAUGAAGGCUUUGAGGAAACCUUUAAGACAAUGGAAUAAGGAAUGCUCUGGGAGUAUUGAGAGUAACUUGGUGAAAUUAGAAGAGGAAAUGAAAAAGGUGGAUGAAGAGAAAGAGAAGGGUGGGGAUGAUGAAUGUCUUUUGGCAAGGGCGAUGGCAAUUAGAAACGUGAUUGAAGUAUGGUAUGGGAGGAGGGAGGAUUAUUGGAAGCAGUUGUCUCGGUUGCGUUUUGCCUCGCAAAUGGAUAAAAACACUAAAUUCUAUCAUUCAGUUGCUAAAACCAGGAGGAGGAGUAAAGUUAUAGAGGAGAUCCACAUUAAUGGGAAUUGUUAUAGAGGUGUUGGUAGAGUAAAAAAUGAGGUGCGACAGUUUUAUAAGGAGUUGUAUAAGGAGGAGCAAAUACUUAACAUUCUUUUCAAUAAGUCGUUGGUGAAGUCUAUUAGUGCAGCGGAAGCAAGUAGUAUGGAAUUGAUCCCGUCAAAGGAAGAGAUCAAGUCAGCUGUGUGGCAUUGUCCUCCAAGUCGUGCUGCGGAACCUGAUGGGUUUAAUUUCAAGUUCAUUAGGAGACUGUGGGAGGUAAUUGGGGAUGAGUUUUGUAGUUCAGUGAGAAAGUUCUUCGUUGAUUGUAGUCUCCCGAAAGAAGCGAACUUGACGUGGGUGACCUUGGCGCAUAAGGAGGGGGGAACAAAUGAGCUGAAGGAUUCGGCCUAUAAGCAUGGUGGGGUGCUUAUACAAGUUUACGAAAUAGUACACUGGCUAAAGAGGUCAAGGAAGGCGGCUUGGUUGAUCAAAUUAGAUUUUCAAAAGGCGUACGACAGGGUUCGAUGGGACUUUGUUGACUUGGUUUUGGAGGGUAUGGGCUUCGGGUGCAUUUGGCGAAGGUGGAUCUGGGAGUGCUUGACAACAGCAUCGAUGGCUAUUCUCAUCAACAGAACAACGACAAAGCCAUUCAAUAUACAAUGGGGUCUCCGUCAAGAUGAUACAAUUCUCUUUUGCCCUUGCGAUUUUAAGACAAUUUCGAAUUAUAGGAGGGUUCUACUUGGUUUUGAGCUGCUGUCCGGCCUGAGAAUUAAUUAUGAUAAAUCUGUCUUGAUUGGAUUAAAUGUGGUAGAUGGGGAGACACAAAAAGCCUGUGAGGUGUUGGGGUGUAAGGAAGGAUAUUUAUCGAUUAAGUACUUAGGUGUACCCUUGGGAGCUAAUCUUAAGCGGAUUCAUAUGUGA
Messenger RNA from Arachis ipaensis, 2160 nucleotides. RefSeq lists its product as uncharacterized. The record is from RefSeq and is a predicted model, not a curated record. Lineage: Eukaryota; Viridiplantae; Streptophyta; Magnoliopsida; Fabales; Fabaceae.